Molecule: messenger RNA, 2427 nt
Organism: Terrapene triunguis (Three-toed box turtle)
Lineage: Eukaryota; Metazoa; Chordata; Testudines; Emydidae
Gene: RPAIN
Product: RPA interacting protein
Exons: 7
Coding region: 15-689 (224 amino acids)
Biological process (GO): protein import into nucleus
Cellular component (GO): PML body; nucleus
Source: RefSeq, a predicted model, not a curated record
GCUGUGCUCGCGGCAUGGAGGCGCUGGGGCAGCGGCAUCGCUCUCUCUACAAGGGGGCCGCAGCCCCGCCCUGGAAGGAGACCUACCGCCGGCGCUGUGUGGAGAGACUUAAAAACAGUCGUGCCAAGCUGCUGGAUCGAUACCGCCAGGCUGGGGAGAAAGUGCAUUGCAAUGCAAGGGCUGCUCUUCUCGUGCAGGAGGUGAUGGAGGAGGAGUGGCAGGCCUUGCAGUCAGUGAACGUGAGCCUGCCCUCCCUCAGGAGAAAGGAGGCGCUGUCACAGGUGUUGGAGGACCCUGAUGAACUAGCAGUACUGGAGGAAAUCCAACAAGAGUUGAUCUCACAAGAACAGUUGACAAUAGAAGAAUAUGAACGGAGUCUGCAGUUUGACCAGGAGUGCCUCAAUGCAAUGCUUGACAGCUUGGACGCAGGCAACAAGAUUAUCUGUCCAGUGUGUAAAAGGAAUAACCUGACUGUGAUGAGUCAUUUGGUUUUAUGCCAGUGUGGAUUAUACAUCAGCACACAGGGCAUGACAGAACAGAAGCUCCGGUCACUUCUAGAAGACAGUGUAACAGAACAUGGUCAUCAGUGUCUUCACAAUCCUGAGUUCUCCAUCACUAGUGGAAUGGAGGGAGAAGCCAAUCUUCUCAUGAGCUGUCCGGUCUGUGACUCUUGGACAGUUCUCAUAUAACUACAACCCUGCUGGGUUUUCUCCAUGGAAAGAAUACACUAGUAAGAUCCUUCUUUCAGCCUCUAAGCAACUUGGAUGGCAUCCUGCACAUCUUUUCUUUUUAUAUUUAACUGUAUAUAAUGUUUUUGUACUUUAAUACUGGAUAUCAAGCAAUAUUGGCUUAAUCUGCACUUUUGAUAGCUAAAUAAAUAUUUGAAAUGAGAUGUGGCUAUUCACAUAAAUGAGACAAGCCUCCCAGAAUCUUGAAUUCAGCACAAGCCUUCUCAUAACUUACUGCUGCCUCUCUGGCUUUUCAUUCAUUUCCUGUUCUGCAGCAAGAACAGCUGGGGCUCUGCCUGUCUCAGCUUGUGUAGUUACACAUGACUUACUCUAGAGCAGGAGGUGCCUGCUCCAGGGUUGAUGAUGGAAAAUUUCAGUUGUGAAAUGUAAGUGAACAUACACCAAGACCAAAGGUACCAUUUUAAACAAACUGGCACUUACAAAAAUUACAUUAAAAAGUCUUCCCUCUCACUGGAUCUAAUGUCCCCAUCAUUGCUACUACAGCUUAACCCCUGACCUUUAUCACAGGAAAAAGACUAAUACAUACCAAGUCUAAACAGUAAAAGUAUGUACCAUUGAAUAGGAAGCAUGAUACAGUGCAUCUUUAUUUGCAACCUUGAGCCAGACACAAGCUAUGACUAGUAUGCAGUGACAAAUGUGAAAUGUAAAAACUCAUCCAUCACUUCCUUUUGACUGUAGAGGGUAGUUGUUUGAAGUAAGUUAUGAUAUAGUAGUGCCCUUUAAAUCAGCCUGACCUCUUUAUCAGAGUAGGGCAGUCACAGCUCAGCUGUUUUCAGAAUCACUGAUGUGAUGGAUACAUGCUGCUGAGGAAUAUGUCUGGCCAUUCCAAAUAAAGACCACUGUAGCUCUGAUUGGGUGCUGAGUGAGUGAGCUAAACAGCUGGUCUAUAUAAGAACUCAUACUGGUACAGCUGAUUGAGUGGCCAACAGGGUUAUAAAAAGCCCAACCCCAUGAUAGUGGGUUCCUAUGUUUAUUUAACUUGUAUUAAACAAUGUAGUUGAAAGAUUAGAUACUAGAAAUGUUACAUUUCAAUUUUAACCUGUAAAGGAAAACAAACUGAUAAAAUGUUAAGUAACCAGAUAAAAAGGGUAGUGGUGCUCUGAAAUACUACAAGAGUUAAUCCAUACAUGCUUAACUUUACCCAAUAUGAGCUGGGCCUUCCAAGUUGUCAGGAACUCAACCUAGUCCCUGUGAUCAGAAUUUCCUUUCAAUGGUGCAGUCAAAUUAAUCCAGCAAGCCUAGUUUUACUAUAUCAUAGUUGGCAUCAGUGGAUUCUAAAUAUUUAUCCAAAAAUGAGGAAUAGGGGCAAGGGAGCGGCAUCUUCACAGUGCAUAAGUCUGCCUGCAAGAUUUGUCAUGCAGGUAUCUAACCAUGAGGAAGUGGCCUGAGAAACCAACUCCUACAAGAUGAAAGUCAGUGUUGGCAGCUCUGUCAUCAGUCUGGAUAAGAUCUGAACUAUUCAUUUAGAAACAAUAUGCUUCCUCUCCUGCCUCCAAUCACCUUCUAUGUUGAGGCAAAUUAAUUUAACAGUCUAAUAUCUUAUAUGCCACCACAAAUAAAAUGCAGUCUGAAUUUUAAGAACUCAGCUUCCCCAUGACCCGCCGAAAGGCAUCUAUGACUUCUACCUAAGUAUUUGCCUCUGACCAAUUUACAGCACUUCUUAACCAGCAACAGUAAA